UUUUUCUUCUCCGGCGAACAAAACCAAAAUUCCCUCCCCUCACCGUUAUCAAUUUCCACAGUCACAUACAACCUACAUCCCCAUUCCCUUCGUCACCUCCGUCCGAUCAAACCUCAUCGUCUGCCAUUAACAACCAUCAACCACCUCUUUCCUCAUCACUGCUAACUACCAUAUCCACCACCGUCAGCGACCAUCCAAGCAAUCACCCUAGUCACCUCUAAUUACCUAAUCAAUAAUCACCAUACCCAUCGUCAUCCACCAUCCAUCACCGUCGAUUACCUACCUACCUCUUUGUUACACCGUCGGCCGACCUCCGACUGACCUCAAUCGAUCUCCGAUUCCAAUUAACAAACAAAGUUUUAUAAUUUAUCUAUUUCUCAACAUCAAGUGACUCCAGGAUGUCUGGUGAAGGAUCUAGUCACGCCGCGUCAAAGAAAAGAAAGAGAAUACGGGAACAAAUUCGGUAUAAUGGGCCAGAAAAUCGUCCAAUGCCGGAAACACCAAUCGUUCCGUUAGAUCAGAGAGUGUUAUGGGAUUAUACACUGUUAGAUUUUGAAAUCGGAACAAUAGAGUCACUGCGGAUGGAUAAGUUCUGUAAGAUGCAAUUAUACAAACACAGAACGUUUAAUCGGGAAAUGUUAGAGGCGAUGGGGCAAAGACAAAGGAUGGAGGAGUUUCUUGGUCCGAAAUGGUUAGAUGUGCUCAGAUGCGCUGAUCCACAGUACAUUGAGCUGACAAUAGAGUUUCAUUCCACUUUUAUAUACAAUGCAGAUAGAAAUGUCGAGCCGUACACUUUGUCAUUCAGCUUAGGUAGGCAGCAUUACGUGUGGAGCACGGAACAAUUUUCACGUGCAGUUGGGUUUUAUGUUCAAGGUGAGCUAUUUCAGAAUGCGUUACGAGGUGCGUGCAAAAAGGAGGAUUAUCAAACAGAAUAUGUACUUGAGUCCGAGUUGGCGCUAUUUUGGAACACUAUCGCGGAUAAUGUAUAGUCGGGUGAGGCGAUAGAAUCGCCGAUUCGAGAUCCGUUUCUUAGAUAUGUUCAUCGGAUCUUAGCAUACACAUUAUUGGCGAGAAAAGUGGAACGGAGAUAGUAAACAUUAUGGAUCUCUUCUGUCUAUACUGUUUGGUAAAUAAAAAGGAAGAAAACUUGGGUACGAUUUUGUUGCCGCAGUUUGCGAAGGGAAAAAGGCAAGGCGCAGAGGCAAAGUUGGAAUUGGGAACGUAUGUUACUCGGAUUACAAUGGCGAAUGAUGUGUUUGAGAGAUAUCUCGAGCCACAUCUAACAGUGGGACCGGCUACUGAGCCGUUUGAUGUGGAUAGUUUGAAGCUGACAGGUGUUGUUGAGAUAGAUGAGCCGAUUAGAUGGAAGACGGUGAAGAUGUCACCGCAAGUAUUACCACCAGGGGGAACGCCUGCGGCUGAGGCCAUGCAGGCAGGGCAUCGUACGAGACGACAAGUUGUUGUUCUCCGACUCGAGAGACCGAGAUCACAGCAUCCAUUGAGGCCACCGCGACCUGAUCUAUUGACGUUAGAGAUGGUUUAUGAUACUUUGAUUGAUGGUAUUGCUAUACAGUCGAACAUGAUGAGAUACAUGCUGGAGCAGCAGCAUAUUGCCGUACCGGAUUGGUUUCCGCCACACCAACCGGUACAGCCGAGUGGUGGUGAUGAGCAUAUGCAGGACCCGCAUGAUGAGGGGUCAGAUGAGGAGUAGAUAGUGUUAGAAGCAUCAGCCGCCGGAAGUUUUGGGUUAAUGUUUAUUUUUCCCUUUAUUUUGUUUUUAUCUUGAUGAUAUGGUCUGUACUUAAUUCUGAUGAUAACAUUUGUGGGAAAAUUGUAAGGGUAAACCGGUUGGGCUAU
Helianthus annuus (common sunflower) is the source of this 1857-nucleotide messenger RNA. RefSeq lists its product as uncharacterized. Bases 1100 to 1711 code for a protein of 203 amino acids. NCBI's taxonomy places the organism in Eukaryota, Viridiplantae, Streptophyta, Magnoliopsida, Asterales, Asteraceae. The transcript is spliced from 2 exons. The record is from RefSeq and is a predicted model, not a curated record.